This is a messenger RNA of Mollisia scopiformis, 1199 nucleotides long. Its product is annotated as 5'-methylthioadenosine phosphorylase-like protein. Lineage: Eukaryota; Fungi; Ascomycota; Leotiomycetes; Helotiales; Mollisiaceae. The record is from RefSeq and is a predicted model, not a curated record. Gene Ontology annotation, molecular function: S-methyl-5-thioadenosine phosphorylase activity. The transcript is spliced from 5 exons. Gene Ontology annotation, biological process: nucleoside metabolic process. Gene Ontology annotation, cellular component: cytosol. Bases 144 to 1064 code for a protein of 306 amino acids.
CGCAAAAAGGAGAAACAGGAGUUGAUAGACCAUCAAGUGCGAAGACAGAAUUGAGAGAAAGCUUACCCACGUGAAGCUUGAAAUAUUUGUUAAUCUUCCACAUUUCCUAAAUUCCCAAGCUUCGAAUUAACCUUCUCCUCAACAUGGCAGACCUCCCCACUUCCUUCGACCAUCCUGUUCGCAUUGCCGUGAUCGGCGGAACUGGUCUCCAAAAGCUCGAGGGCUAUGUGCCAAUUGCAACAGUGAACCCUCUCACUCCCUGGGGCUAUCCCUCUGCACCGAUUCAUAUUCUCGAGCACAACAAAGUCCCUGUGGCCUUCCUUUCUCGACAUGGCGCGUACCACCAGAUUGCACCUCACGAAGUUCCCUCGAAAGCGAAUAUUGCAGCUUUGAGAAGCAUUGGGGUUAGGACUGUCAUUGCUUUCAGUGCAGUGGGAAGCUUGCAGGAAGAGAUUAGACCAAGAGAUUUUGUGGUUCCAGAUCAGAUCAUUGAUCGCACAAAGGGUAUUCGGCCUUUCACAUUCUUCGAGAAGGGUGUCGUUGGUCAUGUAGGAUUUGCAGAUCCAUUCGAUGCCAAGAUAUCGAAGGUCGUCAGUGCUUGUGGCCAUGCUCUUGCCGGUGAUGGAGUAAGAAUGCAUGACAAGGGAACUAUUAUCUGUAUGGAGGGGCCUCAGUUCUCUACUCGAGCGGAGUCGAACAUAUACCGUAGCUGGGGAGGCUCUGUUAUUAAUAUGUCCGCGCUUCCGGAGGCUAAGCUUGCUCGAGAGGCCGAGAUGGUCUACCAGAUGAUUUGCAUGGCCACCGACUACGAUUGCUGGCACGAUACCGCCGACGUGGAUGUAGCUAUGGUCAUGGCACAUAUGGAAGCUAAUGGAGCUAAUGCUAAGAGACUUGUUGGAUCUGUUCUUGAUGAACUAAUCAAGGAAGAGCACAGUGAUCUCGUCUCGGGCAAACAUUGGGAAGGCCAAACAACGGGCAUGAUUCAAUUCAUGACAAAAAAAGAAGGAAGAGGAGCCGAGGGAGUAAAGAAUGUGGAAUUUUUAUUCCCGGGAGUCUUCUCUUGAUACGACACCUCAUUAAUGAUGAUAAAUGAUGACUAUUGUAGAUGUUUCAUAGACCGAUACCUACUAAGCAUCAACUGCUUUAGCGCAUAUUUACUUGCUGGAAGCAAUAAAAGUUAUUCAAUGCUUCUAUUUUAU